This is a messenger RNA of Fasciola hepatica (liver fluke), 2292 nucleotides long. NCBI's taxonomy places the organism in Eukaryota, Metazoa, Platyhelminthes, Trematoda, Plagiorchiida, Fasciolidae. The record is from the annotation of a GenBank genome assembly.
AUGUCUGAAAGAUCAAUCUCUCCUCUUGAUAAGGCAAUCGUGAAUAAAAUAUGUGCAGGUCAGGUCGUGGUAACACUGGCUUCUGCUAUCAAAGAAUUGCUGGAAAAUAGCAUCGAUGCGGAAGCAACAAAAAUAGAUAUCCGUCUCAAGGAUUAUGGUUGCGAAUCUAUUGAGGUGGUGGAUAAUGGUCUUGGGAUCGAAGAAGCUCAAUUUGAAAGGAUAACUAAAAAGCACUGCACUUCAAAACUGCGCUCAUUUGAAGAUUUGGCCAGCGUGACAACCUUUGGUUUUCGCGGGGAAGCACUUUUCUCUCUCUGUCAGUUGGCGGAGCUCAUCAUUCACACAUGUUCAGCUGAUGCGACCUAUGGCACGCGUCUGCAGUUCGAUGCAAACGGAUGCAUUGCGGCUAAACGCCCAUUGGCUCGUUCGAGAGGUACCACGGUCAUUGUCAAUCGUUUGUUUCACAAUCUUCCCGUUCGACGUAAAUAUCUUGCCGAACCGGCCCAGAUGAUCAAGGAGUUCUCCAAAGCGGUCAAUGUCCUGACGGCAUAUUGUUUGGUCGCAGUCAAUAAGCAGAUUACGUGCACACGUGUUGGCAAAUCCGGAGAAAAAGUAUUGGUCGUUUCCAAUGGUGCGUCUACGUCUUUACAGGACAAUAUUGCUGCCGUGUUUGGACAAAGUCAGUUGAACUGUUUGAUCCCGCUGCUCCAGGUGACAACAGUGCGGAGCGAUGUGCUUGCAGAAUUCGGUAUCAAAGAUCCGAUUUUGGAUGAGAACAUUGAACUGCAUGGCUAUAUCAGCAAACCUCCCGGGGUAGAAGCUAACGUUAGCAUUCGUCCCCCUGGUUCUCGAGUUAGUCCCAAAACGGAUAAUGCUGGUCAUGGUCGGUCAAGUGCUGAUCGCCAAUUCGUCUUUGUGAACGGUCGUCCAUGCGAUAUGCCAAAAAUCAAUCGAAUGGUCACCGAUUUAUGGCGCCGAUGUUCACGUGAGACAAUCAGCCUCUCUUCAUCGGGAUUACGUAUGCCCGUACAAAGCACAAGCUCCCGUUAUCCUGUGUUUGUGCUUUGCUUUCAGGUUCCUACAGACAUUGUGGAUGUGAAUCUAACCCCCGACAAACGUACCUUGUUGCUGCAAAAUCAAAACCAAGUUUUAGCUUUGACAAAGGCCGUACUCCUUCAAACAUUGUUCAGAUCUAACGGAGUGGAUCUGUUGUCUCUGACGAACAAAUCGUUCGAAACGGAUGUGUCGGCUAUCGAGAUUGUGGAUCUACCAAUAGAUCUGCCUUCUCCAGCAGUCCAAAAAAAGCGACCGUUCGUUUUCGAGCCAUCUGUGCAGGCAUCCAAAAAAGUACCUACCGAAAAUUGCCUGUUGCAAAAUAAUUACAGCCUGGUCAUCCCUUCUUCAACUGAGGAACCGCGGCUGGUGCCCAUCCCAUCUCUUGCAUUCGAGAAAUCAGGUUACACCGAAAAUAUUGAUGAAUUCGAUAACAGAGAUGCUGAUGGAGUUGGCUCAGCCGAAAAUCCGCUGGAACUGCGACCCUCCGUCCCAUUGGAAUUCUCUUUCACGAAGUUGAAACAGUCCUUGUCUUCGGUAUCAACAGAUUUGUCGACUGUGUGCUCAACUAGUUCCACUAGUGCAUUCUCUCUCGGAAAUUUCCGUGCGGAAGAUUCGAAUGCCGCCGAGGGAGAACUGACCACUUACUUCAACAAAUCUUCCUUCCAUGAAUUGGAAGUUGUUGGUCAGUUCAAUUUGGGAUUUAUUAUCGGACUUCACAAUCAGGAUUUGUUCAUCAUUGACCAGCACGCAAGCGAUGAGAAGUACCGAUUCGAACAAUUGUGUGCCGACCAUCGAUUUGUCUGUCAGCCAUUAGUAGUACCACGAGCGUUGGACUUAUCUGUCGGUCAGGAACAACUUCUUUUGAGCAAUUUGGAUGUGUUUGCCAAAAGUGGCUUCGCGUUCCAUGUUGAUGAAAGUGCUCCUUGUGGAAGACAGGUUCAACUGACUGCGACACCGAUGGUGGGGAACAAAGUUUUCGGUCGUGCAGAUGUAGAGGAAAUGCUUUUCGUGCUCGCUGAAAGCUGUUCUCGUAAUUGUCGACCAACUCGUCUUCGUGAUAUCCUGGCAUCAAGGGCGUGUCGUAGUGCCGUGAUGAUUGGAACCGCACUGGAUCAUGGGAAAAUGCGUCGGAUAAUUCGCAAUAUGGGCACGAUGGAGCAUCCCUGGAAUUGCCCUCACGGUCGACCCACAAUGAGACACUUAUUCCAUCUGGGUCGUUUGGGCAUUGAGAACUGA